This is a messenger RNA of Asparagus officinalis (garden asparagus), 2302 nucleotides long. RefSeq lists its product as uncharacterized. The record is from RefSeq and is a predicted model, not a curated record. The transcript has 3 exons. Gene Ontology annotation, biological process: chloroplast organization; regulation of DNA-templated transcription. Bases 151 to 1917 code for a protein of 588 amino acids. Lineage: Eukaryota; Viridiplantae; Streptophyta; Magnoliopsida; Asparagales; Asparagaceae. Gene Ontology annotation, cellular component: chloroplast. Gene Ontology annotation, molecular function: double-stranded DNA binding.
AUCUUCGCUUUUGGCUCCAAAACCCUAAAACCCAGACGACGGUCACCGGCGUGAUCGCCAUUCUCGUCUCGUUCAACCAUCUCCCAUGCUUUUCGCGGCACUUUGUAGGCCCCUCUAUCUACCCCCCUCUUCUUCCAUUUCCCAAGUUUUAUGAUUUCAAAAACCAUGCUCAGUUUUCUCAGCAGAGUUAGAAACCCCAACGGAUUCGUGUUUGAUUACAAACAAGGAUCGAACCCAUCGACAAACCAUCUCAGAUUCAUCUCAAAAGUCCCCGAAAACCCCGUUAAGGAUCAAUCUACUUCUUCAUCGACCGCAUCUUACCUCACAAACUCGUGCGGCCUCUGUCCUCAAUCUGCCCUCUCCGUUGCCCAAAAAAUCGGGCUCAGGACCACCGAGAACGCUGAUUCAGUCCUAAAUUUCCUCAAAUCCCACAGCUUCACGGACACCCAGAUCGCAAAGCUCAUCACCAGGGACCCAAGGCUCCUCCUGUUCGGUGUCGAAAGCGACCUGAAGCCGAAGAUCGACUUUUUCGUGGAUGCUGGUUUCUCUUCCGCUGAAUUUGCAAGCCUUGCUUGCUCCCACCCAUGUCUGCUCAGGUCAAGCCUGCAAAAUAGACUCAAGCCCAACUUCGAGCUGCUCAGCUGCAUGAUCGGAGAUAACAACAGGUUGCUUGUUGCCCUCCGCCGGAACAAUGGGUUGCUCGGCAGCAAUCUCGAAACCAAUUUCCUGCCCAAUGUUGGAAUCCUUCAAUCUUAUGGAGUCCCCUCUCCCAAAAUUGCCAAAUUAGCCGCCACCUACCCAAGGGUUCUGAUGUACAAAACCGAGAAGUUCGCCACGACCAUUGAAUCCGUUAGGAAGUUUGGGUUCGACCCGUCAAGAAGCCUCUUUAUCCAAGGAGUUUCCGUUUUGUCGCAGAUGAGCCCUUCGGCGUGGGAGAGAAAGUUGGGCAUCUAUAGGAGUUUGGGGUGGUCAGAAGAAGAGACCAUAUCGGCCUUCACCAAGCAACCAUGUUGUAUGACUCUGUCAGAGGAGAAGAUCAGGAAAACGAUACAUUUCUUCGUCAAGAGGCUGCAUUUGGAGCCAAAUUAUCUGGCGGCACGCCCUGUGCUUUUGCACCUUAGUCUGGAGAAGAGGGUCAUCCCUAGGUGUUCUGCGCUUAGCGUUUUAUCGUCGAAGAGGUUGAUAAAGGGAUUCCCCUGCGUACACUACGGAGCUCUCUUAAUAAGUGAGGACAAGUUCUAUGAUAAGUAUGUGAGAAGCUAUGUGGAUCAAGCUCCUGAGGUGCUUGAGGCUUACAAAGGAAAUUUAGAAUUCAUGGAAUUUACGGGCGGACCAUCAACUGUACAAGGGUCAUAUUUUACUCCUAUAAUCCUUAUGCCAGGCGCCAUUGUCGUCUGGUUCAAUCGCCGUUCCUCUUCUGAGUCUCAAAGAUCUCGUCGCCUUUUGCUGCAUUUUGGAUUCACCGCGAAGUCAGCAAUAAGCCUUUUGACAUGGGAGAGGAAGUUGGGUGUGUAUAAGAGUAUGGGGUUUUCAGAAGGAGAGAUCAUCUCGGCAUACGCCAAGCAACCGGGCUGCAUGCUUAUAUCGGAGAAGAAAAUCAGUCAAAAGGUAGAUUUCUAUGUCAAGAGGAUGCAUUUGGAACCGAAUUAUUUGGCGGCACGCCCUGUGCUUCUGUGUCUUAGCCUGGAGAAGAGGGUCCUCCCAAGGUGUUCUGUGCUUCGCGUUUUAUCAUCAAAGAGGUUGAUAAAGGGAUUUCCCUGUGUACACUUUAAAGCUUUCUUAUUAAAUGAGGAAAUGUUCUAUAAUCAAUAUGUGAGCAAGUAUAUGGAUCAAGCUCCUGAUGUGCUUGAGGCUUACAAAGGAAAUUUAGAAUUUGUGGAAUCUGAGGGUGGACCAUCAACCGGACAAGGCUCAUAAUUAUGUGGCGCUAUUUGCUUCUUCGCUGUAUCUCUCAGCGCCUGUUGAUAUAGUUCAGCUUCUUUCAUCCUUUUCUGGUUUGAUGUAUAGGACUUGAUACUGGAGGAUACUUUAGAAAAGUUACCCUUAUUCUAGAUCUGCAGUUACUUAAGGAUUAUAAUCAUGUUCACAAUUUAAGUCCUUCAGUUUGUUUAUGUUAAAAAGCAGAUGUCUUUAUGUGGCAUCACUUCUAACCUAUUUACUUAUGUGUUGCUGAUUGGAGUUAGUAUGUUAGAUUAUGUUGUUUACUGUAAUUGUCUGUAACUUUUACUUGUAAGACUGGUCUUAUCAUCAUCAUCAUCAUCUUCUUCUUCUUCUUGUUUCUAUUAUGAUCUUUUGAGACCAA